AGCAAGUACGCCAACAUGAUCAUCGAUCAGUUUUUUCAAAUCAUCAUAAACUUCCCCAUGUCACAAGCGGCGGUUGACGAUUUAAAGUUCUGCUUGAGUAAGAUCAAUUUGAAGCGUUGUUUCGUAACCACCAUCCGCGACAUGUUGCAAGAUCGUCUACUCCAUCCGGGCGUAGAUACGCCCGAUAUUCUAACCGGCUACGUGGCAGCACUGAAAACGUUGGCAUAUUUCGAUACCAGUGCGGUGCUCUUGCGUUCCAUAACCAAGCCAAUCAAAGAUUAUCUGCGGGGUCGAACCGAUACGGUUCGAUGUGUUGUUACCAGUUUUACCGGGGACGGUACAUCGGAUCUCGCGGAGGAGCUCGCCAAGAAUGAGAACGUCAAGCCGAAGGCGACCGAAAGUGAUAAAAUUGAUAGUGACGAUUGGAAGAACUGGCAACCGGACCCCGUGAAUAUAGCCCCGGCAGCACUAAAAUACCUCACGUUAAACAAACAAGCCGACAUUAUAUCAAUGGUAGUGGAUAUCUACGGUAGUAAGGAAAUUUUCGUCAACGAAUACCGCAAUUUACUGGCGGAGAGGUUACUUUCCCAGGUGGAAUUCAACCCCGAAAAAGAAGUAAAGCAUUUGGAGUUACUUAAAUCCCGAUUCGGAGAGAGUCUGCUGCACAGUUGCGAUGUGAUGCUAAAGGAUAUAUCGGAUUCGAAACGAAUCAACGCUCACAUUCAUUCGCCAGAUUCUGGAUUCAACGAGGAAUUGCCGUUUCAAGUUUCUGCCUUAAUCGUUUCUUCACAAUUUUGGCCUACGUUUAAAAAGGAAACGAUGGAGCUGCCAGUGUGCAUAAAAGACAUGUUUGAAAAGUACACGAAAGCGUACGAGUCGUACAAAGUCAAUCGAACGCUGCAAUGGACACCGCUCAACGGGAAGGUUACGAUCGACGUAGAACAUAAUGGCAAAGUGCAAGAGAUGCAGGUGACACCUGCCCAAGCUGCCAUUGCGAUUCACUUUAGCGAGCAACCGCAAUGGGAACUGGAUUGUCUAGGCCAGAAGAUGAACAUGCCUCCUAUAGUAUUGCGAAAGCGUUUGGUGUUUUGGCAAUCGCAGGGUUUUAUACGCGAAACGAGAGAAAACUUGUUUGUUUUGAUAGACAAAAGCUCUGGAAACGAUAAACUUUCCAAUCAAAUACAGGUUCAAUCGAACGAGGGAUGCGAGGAAGAGGAAGCAGAGAGUGCAAUGGAAUCCGCAAGCGAUCAGCGGGAAGAGGAACUACAGGUGUUCUGGUCGUACAUUGAAGCGAUGCUAACCAAUCUAGAUUCAUUGCCGUUGGACCGUAUUCAUCAGAUGUUGAAAAUGUUCGCUUCUCAAGUUGAUUUCACGCAAGAUGAGCUAAAACACAUUCUGCAGCGGAAGGUUCGCGAGCACAAGCUUGUGUACGCUGGAGGUGUAUAUCAGCUCCCGAAAUUUGUGCUCAACUUUGUUUUCCUGUGUUUAAUCAUGUCGAAAAAGAAGGGAAAAGCUUCGGCAGCAACUAAAGAUGUGGAACUGAAUUUCGAUAAAUUAUCGCUCAACGAAAAAAAAAUACCAACGAACGAUGCCACACGUGCUCAUGAAUGCGCAGCAGAAUUGCCGUCCGUUCCACCGGACCAACUCACUCCAUGGUUGGCAUUAGAUUGCGAAAUGGUAGGUGUCGGACCGAUUGGCAGAGACCAUAUGUUAGCUCGUGUAUCUAUCGUGAAUGAGCAUGGAAAUGUCCUUGUUGAUUGCUACGUUAAACCACAACAAAUCGUGAAGGACUAUCGAACUGAAAUCAGCGGUAUUCUACCAGAACAUAUAGCCGGUGGCGUUGAUUUUAAAGCCAUACGCGAAGUGGUGAGAAAACUCAUUUCGGGACGAAUUUUAGUUGGACACGCGUUGAGGAAUGAUCUUAUGGUGCUCAAUUUACGACAUCCUAAAUACAAUAUUCGAGACACAGCCCGUUACCGUCCGAUUGCAAAAAAAGCGCGCUCAUUCGGAACACCCAGCUUAAAAAGCAUAGCCUAUGCAUUUCUUGGAGAAGACAUUCAAGACGGUUCACACGACUCCGUGGAAGACGCCAGAGCUGCAAUGAAGAUUUAUUUGCUGUUUCAAAAAGAAUGGGAAACUUCUUCCCAAACUGUGCGAAAAGUUUGAAAUGAUAGUUUUCUCAUUGCUUGCACUGGGUUCAGACUGUUAUAUUCUAAAUCAUUUAUUUGGUCUAUAAUAAAUCUUUCUAAAGAAUACGGAUGGAAAUGGUUUCGAUGGU
Molecule: messenger RNA, 2278 nt
Organism: Anopheles nili
Lineage: Eukaryota; Metazoa; Arthropoda; Insecta; Diptera; Culicidae
Product: anaphase-promoting complex subunit 2-like
Exons: 6
Coding region: 16-2166 (716 amino acids)
Biological process (GO): rRNA processing; ubiquitin-dependent protein catabolic process
Cellular component (GO): anaphase-promoting complex
Molecular function (GO): 3'-5' exonuclease activity; ubiquitin protein ligase binding; nucleic acid binding
Source: RefSeq, a predicted model, not a curated record